AUAAGUUGCAGUAGGCUAAGCUGAAUCUAUAGACUAGAGUAGUGUAAAGGGAAAUGAGUGCUUAACUUCUCAAACUGAGAGAGAGAGAGAGAGAGAGAGAGAGAGAGAGAGCACUGAAGAGUGCAUUGUGUGUGAUAUGAGGAAGCAACAACGUUGGCAAGUUGGUAACCUGGAUUGAGGUGGUCUUUUGGGGGAAACCAUCAACGACAACGACAGCAUCAAAAGGAAGAGAAAGACCCAGAACGGGAACGGCUUUCAGAAACGCACAAGCUUUUCAAAAAGAGCUUCAAAGUGAAGGAAAAAAAAGUGCCCUUUGAUUCUUGGUCACCACAACGCCAAGACAAACAAACAAAGCAAAACACACACACAAAAAAAAGCGAACAAGAGGAGCCACCGCACCGCAACAUGUUUUCUGUAACCGAAACUUGAAGCAGCCACUCCAUGUAAUAAUACUAUAUAAUUCAAGGGAGUUGUUAUUGGUGGUUACAGAAUAGAAAGAGAUAAAAAAAAAGUAUUUUUUUAGUUUGGAAUUAUCAUUACUACUACUACUACACAUUUAGCUGUCAUGUCUGGUUGGUGAAAGGAGCUUUCUGUUGUGUUGGCUUUCUCUUUCUGUUGUGUGGUUUUGGUGUUGAAUGGCUCAUCUGGAGUGUAAUCUUGGGGGCCCUGGGAGUAGUGGAACUUCUCAACCGGAAAAAGGUUUGAAGGAUGAUGAUCUGUAUAGAGAGCUGUGGAAGCUAUGUGCAGGGCCAUUGGUGGAUGUUCCUCGUAAUGGGGACAGAGUUUUCUACUUCCCUCAAGGUCACAUGGAACAAUUGCAAGCAUCUACGGAUCAGGAAUUGAACCAGGAAAUUCCCCAUUUCAAUCUCCCGGCCAAGAUUUUUUGCCGUGUUGUGAACAUUCAGCUGUUGGCGGAACAAGACACUGAUGAGGUUUAUGCUUGCAUCGCUUUACUUCCAGAAUCAGAUCAAACUGAGCCUACAAACCCUGAUCCAAAUGUUUCUGAGGCCCCAAAACAGAAGUUUCACUCAUUUUGCAAGAUAUUAACUGCCUCUGAUACUAGCACACAUGGAGGAUUUUCAGUUUUGCGGAAGCAUGCUACUGAGUGCCUGCCUGAAUUGGACAUGACUCAAUCAACCCCUACUCAGGAGUUGGCAGCAAAGGAUCUUCAUGGAUUUGAGUGGAAGUUUAAGCAUAUAUAUAGGGGUCAACCAAGGAGGCAUUUGCUUACAACUGGUUGGAGUACUUUCGUUGCAUCUAAAAGAUUGGUUGCUGGAGAUGCUUUUGUGUUUCUAAGGGGAGAGCAUGGACAAUUGAGAGUUGGUGUCAGACGUUUAGCGCGGCAGCAGAGUCCUAUGCCUUCAUCUGUGAUAUCAAGCCAGAGCAUGCAUCUCGGCGUGCUUGCCACUGCUUCCCAUGCUGUCAUGACUCGUACAAUGUUUUUGGUUUAUUAUAAGCCAAGGACUAGCCAGUUUAUUGUUGGUUUGAACAAAUAUCUGGAGGCAGUCAACAAUAAAUUUUCACUCAGCAUGCGAUUCAAGAUGCGAUUCGAGGGAGAUGACUCACCUGAGAGAAGAUUUUCCGGUACUAUUGUUGGGGUUGGAGACGUGUCUGCAGGGUGGUCAAAUUCUCAGUGGCGCUCAUUGAAGGUUCAAUGGGAUGAACCAGCAACAAUUCCAAGGCCAGAUAGAGUUUCUUGUUGGGAGAUAGAGCCUUUUGUAGCUUCUACUGCUUUGAAUGUCACACAACCAGCAGUUAAGGGUAAAAGGUCUAGGCCUGCUGAUGUUUUAUCUUCUGCUGCUUCAGGUUUCUGGUAUCAUGGUUCUUCCAAUGAGCUUAGUCAAUUAGGUGCUGCUGCUGAGGUCCAAAGCAAGGAAAAUCAGGUUGUUCCAUGCUCUCUGAGGCAGAAAGACAUUAUUAAUAGCAAUCCUAUUAAUGCUAAUAACUCUAGCAUCAGUACUAGAGUCCGAAUGGAAGGAGUAUGGCCUUCUUCACCACAUUUGAAUGCCACUCCAAACCUUUUUUCUGAUCCCAAUAACAACAACAGCAACAACGGCGUUUCGGCACGAUCACUGAUCUCUGGUUAUCCUAAUGUUCCAUCUAGAUCAAGUGAUGGUCCCACAUGCGACGGUGUGGAAGAUGGGAAAAAGACUGAGAACUCCCUUGAUUGCUGGUUAUUUGGAGUUAAUUUGACUAACAAUUGUAGCAACGUUAUUACUACUCCUUCAGAGAGGGAACAGAGAGGUCCAAGCUCAAGUGUUGUUCUUAGUGGUCCCAAAGAAUCUAUUCCUGCAGCUGCAUGUGAAACUGAGAGGGUUCAGACUCCCAACUAUUCACUGUCCAACAAAGGGCAGAAGCAAAUUAUUUCUGAGGCAUCACCAAAUCAGUGGCAGAACAAGCAGGCCACUGUACUAUCCAUGAGGACGCGGACUAAGGUGCAAAUGCAAGGUGUUGCUGUUGGUCGUGCGUUUGACUUGACCACGUUGAGUGGCUAUGAUGAUCUCAUAGAUGAACUUGAGAAAUUGUUUGAGAUCAGAGGAGAGCUGCGUUCACAAGACAAAUGGGCUGUUACUUUCACAGAUGAUGAAAAUGAUAUGAUGCUCGCGGGUGAUGAUCCAUGGCCGGAGUUCUGCAACAUGGUGAAGAGGAUUUUCAUUUGUUCAAGGGAGGACUUGAAGAAGAUGAAAUGCUGCAAGUUACCUGCUUCUUCAUCAGAGGUUGAAGAGAUUCUAUUGAGUCCAGAUUCACAGAAUAGGGAUGAGACUCAGCAGUCUCACAUGCCUUAGACAACUUGGCUUUUUUUUUUUUUUUUACUUUUUUUGGGGUUUGGGAAGUGAAAGAUAUCUGAUGGCAUAGGUUGCUUAAUUUUAUGGAACUUUCAAAGCAACUGCAGAUUAGUGGACUAAUUAUAUAAUAUGAAAGCAAUAGGUAGUGCAGUUGGAUUUUAGGUACUUAUAUUUGUGAAUACCCUUUUUUUUCUUUUUCUUUUUUUUAUCCUAGAGUGCCAUCAGCUUGUAAACAAAUAUGCUUUUCCCAUCUCUAAUGGAUUGUUUGUCUGUGAUGUGUCGGUUUCUUCUA
This is a messenger RNA of Glycine soja, 3078 nucleotides long. Its product is annotated as auxin response factor 18-like. Gene Ontology annotation, cellular component: nucleus. Bases 636 to 2786 code for a protein of 716 amino acids. The record is from RefSeq and is a predicted model, not a curated record. Lineage: Eukaryota; Viridiplantae; Streptophyta; Magnoliopsida; Fabales; Fabaceae. The transcript has 14 exons. Gene Ontology annotation, biological process: response to hormone; regulation of DNA-templated transcription. Gene Ontology annotation, molecular function: DNA binding; protein binding.